Molecule: messenger RNA, 18388 nt
Organism: Diabrotica virgifera virgifera (western corn rootworm)
Lineage: Eukaryota; Metazoa; Arthropoda; Insecta; Coleoptera; Chrysomelidae
Gene: msn
Product: serine/threonine-protein kinase mig-15
Exons: 19
Coding region: 249-4064 (1271 amino acids)
Biological process (GO): protein phosphorylation
Molecular function (GO): ATP binding; protein kinase activity
Source: RefSeq, a predicted model, not a curated record
UUUUCUGUCUUCGUUUACUCGUCGACAGAGAAGGGUGCGCCGAAAGUCUGAAAACAUGUUUUGUGUAUUGCAAGAGAACGGGUUUUCCAACUAAAAAUGCAUUUUAUACUUUAACAACAGUGUGAUACUAGAUUUUACCAAAUCUAGGGAUAUACCUUUAAUGUAUUUUUCUAAUUUUGUAGUGUAAAACGAGUUCGUGAACAAGAACGGUGUUAUUUUGAUUGUUAAAGUGAGUGAACUUAAUCAAAAUGGCGCAUCAAAUGCCCCCGUCGGUGAACUGUUCACUGGAUGAUAUCGACUUGACAGCACUUAAGGACCCAGCAGGAAUCUUUGAGCUGAUCGAAGUCGUUGGGAACGGCACUUAUGGACAAGUUUACAAGGGUCGACAUACAAAAACUGGACAGCUCGCCGCCAUUAAAGUCAUGGACGUCACGGAAGACGAAGAAGAAGAAAUUAAGUUGGAAAUUAACGUACUGAAGAAAUAUUCAAACCAUCGAAACAUCGCGACUUACUAUGGAGCGUUUAUUAAGAAAUCACCACCUGGGAAGGAUGAUCAGUUGUGGCUGGUCAUGGAAUACUGCGGAGCGGGGUCGGUAACGGAUCUGGUGAAGUCUACCAAAGGGCAGUCCUUAAAAGAGGAGUGGAUAGCGUACAUUUGUCGGGAAAUACUCAGGGGAUUGUCCUAUUUACAUACGAAUAAGGUCAUACACAGAGAUAUUAAAGGCCAGAAUGUUUUACUAACUGACAACGCUGAAGUUAAAUUAGUGGAUUUCGGCGUAUCAGCCCAACUGGACCGGACAAUUGGACGUCGUAAUACAUUCAUCGGUACCCCCUACUGGAUGGCCCCCGAAGUUAUAGCUUGCGACGAAAAUCCCGAUGCCACAUAUGACAAUCGCAGUGAUCUUUGGUCUCUCGGUAUUACUGCCCUGGAAAUGGCAGAAUCUCAGCCUCCGUUAUGUGAGCUGCAUCCCAUGCGGGCUCUCUUCCUAAUUCCAAGAAACCCUCCACCACGACUGAAAAGUAAAAAAUGGAACAAAAAAUUCCACGGCUUUAUCGAGACUGUGCUAGUAAAAGACUACCACGAACGGCCUUACACAGAGCAGCUGCUCAAACACUCUUUCAUUAGGGACCAACCAACAGAGAGGCAGGUAAGGAUUCAGUUGAAAGAUCACAUCGAUAGAUGUAAAAAGAGAAAGCAGGAGAAAGAGAGAGAAGACUACAGAUACUCGGGAUCUGAGAACGAAGAGGAAGAGCCUCAGGUCGCCGGAGAACCUAGUAGUAUUAUUCAAGCACCAGGUGGUGAUACUUUACGAAGGAACUUCCAGCAAAUUCAAGAAGGGCGCACCCUUAGCCAAGUUGAACCUCCUCCAAGGGGUGGUAAAAAUAAAGAUAGGGAAGAAAUUCCAGAGCCAGGACCACCCGCUAGACCUCCAAUUCCUCAACGAAUGAUAGUUGUUCCAGAUCCAGCUCCUCCCCGAAGGCCUUUACCGCCACCUCCUGACAACAACUUUGGCGCACCGAAGUCUCAAAAUCAACAACAGCAAAGAAACUCGCAGCACCAAUUCAAGCCGAUGCAGGGUCCUGCACGUAAGCCUGAGGAACUGGAUGCUCUGGCUGCUCAUUUGAACGAACUCGGCGUACAACAAACGAACCAACCGGAGGCGCCACCCCGGAACAGAAACUACAAGCAAUCACAAUCGGCAUCUAAUAACAAUGUUACAACUCCAAGCUCAGCGGUGAAUCACACACCGACCAAUCAAGGCGGCAAUAAUAUUGAUAGUUUAGUUGAUAGUGAGACUGAUUCCGAACCAGAAGACAACGGUAGAGUAAGGAAUGAUGGAACGCUGUUGGCUAGCGAUCCUCCCAAACCGCUUCCCGAAUUCUCUUACAGAGCCGGUCUAGGUGUAGUUCCGGAAGGGACAGCGAGCGUAUCGAGUCCAGGAGCCACUGCAGGAUCUGGAUCAAGUUCCUCCAGUGCUCCCAACAGACCGUUACCUCCAACUCCAGACGACGAUGAAUCUCAAGGCGAUAGAACACUUGUGUUGAGGAAGCAGUCCGCAGCUAAUAUAGGUGAAAAAAAGAAAAAGGCAGAAGAUAUUGACGAGGCGACCCUACUCAAAGAUUGGGAUUUCGACAAAUUUUUCCCUACGAAACUUCCCAAUACCGCAUCUUCAUCUUCUUCUACUUCCAACAGUUCUGGAAAUAAGAAAGAAGACAAAAACAAGGGCCACAGGCGAAUGGAAAGCGAUUCGAAAGUCUCAAAUCCGUUCUUGAGGGGUUUCCGAAGAGAAAACUCUGACUUUUUCCCAUUGAGUUCAAGACAUUCGGCCAUAUAUAUCGAUAAAAAUGCUAGAUCUAGUGGUAUAUUUAACAAUCGUAGAGGUUCUGAUGUAGGAAUUAGUAAAAAGACGACCGGUGAACCCGUUCUUAUGGACUAUGUUAAAAAAACAGAUUCUCUUAUCACUUCGACACCUAAAAAAGACAACAACCACAAUUUUUCCGAAAAACCCGAAAUAGUAAGUUUCGUCCGACCUAGGAGAGAAAAAACCGAGUCUGAUUUAGUACUGAGGCAUUCCGAAGCUCGCAGGAGUAUUAGAGAAACCCUCGAAGCUCGACGAAGGGAAGUAGAGGCUCAAUUUGCCAAGGAGGCCGAAAGUAUGCGCAGACGCAGUUCCAAACCGAUCGAGAUGAAUGCUCUGAACAUUUCGAAUAUUUCAAGCUCCUCUGCAGGAUCGAACGUUACUGUGGGCGAUGAAUUUUCUUUUAUUCAGAAUGGCAGAAGCAACGAUCAUCCUAGACAAAGUGUCUUACCGGAUUUACUUAGCCAAGCUAGUGGUAGUCCAGGUACUCCCUCUACUAGGGAUAAGUCAUCAAAUGAAGAGUUUCACAUAACCCCUCCGUCCUCAAUUAAAAAACCGUCUCCACAAACAAGUCACCUACAUGCUAACGCUCUUGCCUUGCAACAGAAACAGCGGUCGUUCCUGGCCUUCGGCUUCGGAGCGAGUUCGGCGCCAUCUAGACGAGAAUCACAUGUCAACGUCAACGUGACGCCGACGUCGCACGACAUGUUGUCGGACACGCCUGAAAUUAGGAAGUACAAGAAACGGUUCAACAGCGAAAUUCUGUGUGCCGCGCUAUGGGGGGUCAAUCUUCUCAUAGGCACCGAACAUGGACUGAUGCUUCUGGAUAGAAGCGGACAAGGUAAAGUUUAUCAAUUAAUUUCGAGGCGAAGAUUCCAGCAAAUGGAAGUUCUCGAAGGCCAAAAUAUUCUUGUAACCAUAUCAGGAAAGAAAAAUAGGGUUAGAGUAUACUACCUCAGUUGGUUGAAGAGUAAAAUAUUAAGGACAGAUGGCGCUAGUGAUCAAGUGGAAAGGCGAAAUGGUUGGAUCAACGUAGGAGACCUCCAAGGUGCAGUCCACUUUAAAAUAGUUAAAUAUGAAAGGAUAAAGUUCCUGGUGAUCGCCCUAAAAGACAGUAUCGAAAUUUACGCGUGGGCGCCGAAACCUUACCACAAAUUCAUGGCUUUCAAGUCGUUCUGUGAUCUCCAAUAUAGACCGUUGUUGGUGGACCUUACAGUCGAAGAAGGGACACGCUUGAAGGUUAUUUACGGAAGUAGUGAUGGUUUCCAUGCUGUAGAUUUAGACUCAGCCAGCGUAUAUGAUAUAUACCUCCCUAAAAUCGCGCAGAAUGGAAUUUGUCCACAUUGUAUAGUUACUCUACCAAACAGUAAUGGUAUGCAACUUUUACUGUGCUAUGACAAUGAGGGUGUGUACGUUAACACGUACGGUAGGAUAGCUAAAAAUAUGUUGCUCCAGUGGGGCGAAAUGCCAACUUCCGUGGCCUACAUCGGCACGGGCCAAAUCAUGGGUUGGGGCAACAAAGCCAUAGAAAUCCGCUCAGUCGAAUCAGGACACUUAGACGGUGUGUUUAUGCAUAAAAAAUCGCAGAGGUUAAAGUUUUUGUGCGAGCGGAACGAUAAGGUGUUCUUUUCUAGUGCAAAAAGCGGUUCCUCGUGUCAAAUAUAUUUCAUGACACUCAACAAACCGGGAAUGGCGAACUGGUAACAAUUUGGUUGAGGGUUACCAUUCGGUGGUUAAGCACCAAGAAAGCUUAAGCUGACUAUACUUCCAGAUGCGUUGUUUUAUUGAAAAUGCUUCCAAUAUAUUCUAUUAUUAAUUACUUUCUUGAAACUUAUAAGUAUUUUACCUAAAUCUACAGGGUCGUUCAAGACUGUGCCCUUUACGAAAAUGUGGAAUUGUGAAGAAUUUUUUUAGGAAAAUUGUGUAAUGUUAUUAAAUCAUUGUUUAAAUCCUUAUAUGUUACAAUUUAUACAUUUUCCCUAUAUAUUAGAAAUUAGAAUUGGAACAGGAAGUCCCAUUAAUUUAGGGUGUAAAAAAAGGGCAGGUCAUAAAUUAAAUCACAUAUUGAUUGAUCCCAACUUACAUUAGUACAAAUGGGCACAUAAAAAAGUGACCCUUUGAAGUUACAAAAUGAAAAUCGAGUUUUCCAAUAUAUCAAAAACUAUUAGAGGUUUUUAUUUAAAAAUGGACAUGUGGCAUUCUUAUCGCAGGAACAUCCUAAAAAAAUAACAGUGAAAUUUGUGCACCCCAUAAAUAUUUUAUGGGGUUGGUUUUGUUCCCUUAAACCCUCCCAAAUUUUUGUGUACGUUCCAAUUCAAUUAUUAUUGUGGCAACAUUAGUUAACACAAUAUUUUUAAAACUUUUUUGCCUUAGUAGUUUUUUGAUAAGCCAGUUUUUAUAGAGAUAUUUUGAACAUUUGUAAAAUCCACGACCUAUUUAUAUAUGGUUACGUAAGAUUAUAGAAUUUGGUUUUCAUAAUAUUAUUACCAGGUUUCUACAAUCUUAACUUAACCUUAAUCUUAAUUCUAUACAAAUAUGUGGUGGAUUUUACAAUAAUUGUAAAAAAUAUCUCGAUAAAAACUGAGUUGUCGAAAAAGUACAAAAGUAAGAGGCAAAAAAGUUUUAAAAACAAGGUGUUUAACUAAUAGCAAAACAACGUACGCAAAAAUUUGGGGUGGUUGUAAGCGAACAAAACCUUCAAAAAAUUUUUAUGGGGUGCAGAAUUUUCAGCUAUUUUUUUUAAGAUGUUCCUGCCACAUGUCCAUUUUCAAUAAAAAAUCUCUAGUAGUUUUGAAUAUAUUGGAAAAAAUCUAUUUUCAUUUUGUAACUUCAAACGGCUGUAACUUUUUUUAUGUGCACAUUUGUACUAAGGUAAGUUGGGUUCAAUCAAACUAUUUUUGGUCUCAGAAUAUGUGAUUUAACUUAUGACCUGCCUUUUAAUUACACCCUAUAUAUUAUGAAUGAAAAAAGAUAAACAAGGACAAUGGAUAUUAAAUCUACAAUACAUCAGUGUUUUGCUAAGCGUUUGCCGUUGGCAUAACGUACCAACAUGUAGAGAAUACUUUAUACAUAAUAGUACAAUAAAUUAAGCAGAAUACAUCUAAUGGAAAAACGGACUUUCAAGAAGAAUGGACAACAAAAAUAGCUUGUCCUAUAAGUACUAUUUAUUUAGAAAUUAUAAUAAGUUCCUAUAUACCAUUUCCACAUCUAACAUUUUUGUAAUCUGAACCGUACUCAGUGUUUUAUGUGUUGUGUCCUAUUUUGAAUACUAGUCAAGAAAAAAAUACUUCUCGUUCAAAACAAAUGAAUCUUUCUUCCGUUUUUGAUAGAACGGCGCAUCUAGAUUACCAGCUUGCACUUGUUAAGAGGAUACAUAAGUAUGUAUGUGUGAUCGCUGAAAAAUAGUGAUUGAAUCUAGUACUGUAAAUGAUUAUGUCUAGGCAAGUGAUGUGAAAUGUGAAAGAAGUCUUUUUGAUAUAUAGACGGACGAUGUUUUUAUUUUGUUGCUUAGUUAGGUAGAAUAGCAAAAUUGUGAACUGUAAAAAUAUCAAAGGUUCUGUUUGGAAAUAUAGAAGCUUAUACAGAAAAACUGGUUUAAAGCAAAAAUUUAAGUGAUUAUACUUUAUCCCUUAUUUCUGUUUUUGUAUCAUGUUUUAUUUAUCUCAACAAGUAAUUUCUUUAUUAACCGGUUUUAACCAUGGACUCAUUCCUAUUAUAAGACCAACAUGGUAAAGUUUGAGGAAGAUUCGUAUUUUCAAACAGAAUUUUAACGUGGUAACAAAUUCCUUGCAGUGUCAAACCAACGUUCCUUUUUCCGCAAAAAGUGCAAGUUUCAGUCAAAAAUUACACAAACCAAAAACUCAAACUAGAAGUGGUUAAAUAAAAACUACAGCACUUUUUUGAAAUGAUAUAUUUGUGAUUAAUUUUUUUAGAUUCAAUUAAUUUCGACCAAAAAAGUCAAAUACUGAUUGUAACAAUGUUGUUGAUCUGGUUGCCCUAUUGGUAUCAAAAAAUUAAUUUGACGUAUAAAUUACAUCCAAUAAAGCUUUGCUUGGCUCAAUGGAAAGUAAACUAGACUUUUAUUAAGAAUAAAAUAUAGCCGUAGCUCCACAAUGGAACAUCACAUAGUAGAAGCUUCAACUCCUUACAUUUUUCAAUUACAUUUACAUUCAACUCCUUACGUCUAAGCCUCUACUCCUUACUGUAAUAUCUUAGGGAUGCUUGUUUUGCCUUCUUUUAAUUUCUGCAUAUUGACAAGUUUUGCUUUGUAUAGUGUCUUUCGAAAAGACCAAUAGAUUCAUUUCAGGUGAUCGAGGAGCCCAUUCGAUAAAACCACUAGUCUUCCAAUCCAUCUCUUUUCAACGUGUUACUUACAAUAUUUUCUAACUUCAACAGCAUAGUGAGUUCCUUCUUCUUUUCAAACAAAACAGUCCUUAUAGGUGUUGCCUAAAAGUUAUACAGCAUGAAAUAGCUAAAUUAAACGACAUGAAAAUUCGUUACUUGGGUUGAAAAAUGUCGAGCCAACUCAGGGAACAUCCAUAAACUACGUCGUAAAAAAUUCGGACUUUUCAAUACCCUCCUCACUUCCGUCGUAAAGCGUCGUUUACAGUUGACCCCCCCUCAUACCGACGUCGCAAUUUCAACUCAUAACCCCCCCCCCCCUUUUAGUGAUUUUUUUUAGUUAGCUAUCAAAGUUUAAUUAGUUGCUAUGUAGCUCAUUAAUAUCCGCUACUUUUUUUUCUCAAUUCACUGUACAACUAAUUAUUGGGACAAAAGACAAUACUUUUAUAGGAGUUCCGAUAUGCUUUCUUAACUGCAUCAUACAAAUCUUGAUACUUAUUUUGUUUUGAUUUCAAUACCAUUUCUUUCAUUAAGUAUAAAUACAAUGUACUAACUAAAUAAAAUAGAAUAUUUUAUUUCUAUUCAUUCUUGUAGAAUUGUUUCACACAGAGUAGUCAGUAAAUAAAUGAACAGUUUAAUAUUUAUUGCUUCCAGACGUUGUUCUGUAUAGAAGCGUUUGUUUAAAUAUAUAGAACAAUGUUUUAUUGUUUGCUAUUCUGUAACUGCUAGCAAAUUAUUAAGGCUGUGAGUGAUAAAAACGAAAUGAAGUAUGCUAUAAAAGUAAUAUACAUACUAAUUCUUGUUAAUUCUAAAAUAGGGUAAUUUUUUAUAUUCGUGAACAUCAAACGACGUCGGAUGUGCACUCAUGGUCCCCCUCCCCCCUGUCGUGUACCGUCGUAAUAAGCAAAGACCCCCUCCCCCUUUUCAACGACGUAGUUUAUGGAUGCUCCCUGUCAGCAGUUGUACUGUUUAUGUAUAAUAUACAUAUUUCUUCUUUUGCUUAGUUCAACAAAAAGAAACCUAAUAAUUUGAAUUUACAACAGUUGUAUUUCUUAUUUAUCCGCUUCUGCUAUUUAAAAUGGUGCUAUCUUCUAAUAUUUCCAAUGUAAAUAAUCGACAAUUAACACAAAAAAAUUGACACUGCACAGAUUAGGUAAAAGAUAUAGUCCCGUUUUGGCUAAACUUCGAAGAGAAUGAAGAUGCAUUCAAAGCUUAAAAAUACAGUUGGGUGCCAACAAUUAUGUUAGUCAAGUUAAACAACAAAACAUUAAAUGCUCACGGAGAUGUAGAUAAGUCAAAAAUUAGUGUAAUUGUUAGUUAACUUUUGUAAGUAGCUUGUUAAAAAUACAAAAUGCGUUUUAGAAGACUGGACAAAUUAGUAUUAUGUUACAUGCUAAUUUACAUAUUUAUGAAUUAACAUUUUGAUUUACGCCAACAAAUAAUUUUGAAGGUAUAGUCUAACAAGCUAUCUUAAUAUUCAGCUGAGCGGGAUGCUAUUCGAGGUAUGAAAUUCGAUAAACAAGGGAUCUACCGGUUUUAAGAAAAUAUCCCUUGUUUACAUAAUUCACACCUCGAACCCCGUUCAGCUGAGUAUUAAUUAGUCUCUUAAAUAGCUUGUUAGACUUUACUGACAACUGAAAGGUUAAAAAGAUGUACUAGUACGGUUGUGUCUUUUUUAAGUGCUGAAAGGUUCGUUAAUGCGUUGAUUUUAUUUUUCUCUCUCUUAACACUUGUUUACAUUUCUAAUAUAACACAAGUCAGUUUCUUUCGCCUAAAUUAAAAAUAAGUCUUCAGUUUAUAUUACAUGCAAUAUAAAUUAGGAAUGAUUUUUAGUGCAAAAAUCAGAGUGCAAAAAAAUAGAUUAGGUUUUAGACCAUCAACAUACAAUAUACAUAAGAUUUUUCACGUAGUAGAAAAACAUAUUAAUUAAGACAAUAGUGACGUUGUGUCAUUACCAUUUUUGGUCAAUAUCUUUUAUAAACCAAAAUAUAAUGGAGGAGGAGAAAGCAGAUAUUUUGCUUUCAUCAUUGAUAACCUCAGAGAAUCCGUCCAUCCUUCCUAUUUUUAGCUAGUAUUAUCACUUUUUUGAUCAAUUAUUUUACAGUAAUACUACUAAUCUUGUUUUAUAAUUCAGUGGAAUCUCGGUAUACGACCUAAUCAAUUCUGGUUAUUUGAAUUUUGUGAAAAGACGACAGAAACAAAGUUUUCUUAGUUCGAAGGAACUUCCUAAUCUUAUCUUUCUAAUCUUAUCUUCCACUCGAUCUAAGGGACACUCGCUAACUCGCAACUUUUAAUGACAAACAUUUUCAAAUUAAAAUGUACACCGGCCAAUUCGUAACUUUUCUACUACCUGAACCUGCCAACUCGAAACCUUCUACAGGUGAAGGUUAUGAACCUGCUCAUGUCUAGGUUAAAGUUGUCCCCUCAUCCCCCUUGUAACAAAGUCUAUUAUGGUCUUAGAUGACACUUCUACGAAGUCUUAGGGAUCUGGUUGAUAAUGCUCAAAUGUAUUGAGUCUGAUCCUAUCCCAUCCUGGGCAGUUCCACAGAAUGUGUUCCGCCGUCUCGUCAUCAGCCUGAAAGAAUCUGCAAUUCGCACUCUCAGUAAGAUUUAUCUUACGAGACCUAGGUUAAGAUGCAGAUCACUUUUAUUCAUAUCUUUGGAUUUAUUCUUCGAAAAUUCGUCUAUAAAAGCCUUCGAAUGUUUAGAGACUAAUUUAAUCGUACCAUUGGUUACGUUUCAUCCGUUCCAUCCAGUCCAAUCUCGUUCUUUUACCUGUGUUUUGACAGGUUCUGGGUCUAUGCAUGUUUCUUUUGCCCUGCCAACUCUAUAGUGUAAGAUUGUAUGAUCUUAAAAGCUUAUAUUGCUAUGUUUAUUACAUUUUCUGCAAACAUUUUCAUGUCUAUUCAUUUUGUAAGGAAUUCUUCCAUUGUUGAAGAAUGUCUUUUUCCUUCUCUGACCUCUGAUUCAGAUAGUCUGUAGAUUUUACUUUCUGUGAGAAGAACAGAGGUGUAAAGAUAUAAUCCGUCACUGGGUGUUUAAACUAGAAUCACAUUCCCCAUACCCUACGGCAUAUGCCAGAAUACUUAAGAUUACAGGCACUAAGAUGGAUAACCAUUUAAAACGAUUUGAUAAUCAAAGCCAUAAAAUACUAUAUCUAUUCUUUACUUGUAGUACACCAAGCAAAUACAGUCGUAUACCGAGUAAAUUUUGUUACCUGUAUUUUGAGUGGAAAGUGUAUUAAGAUUGAAAAGUCAGUUUUUGGAAUUCUUUAAAAGAUCAUGUAUUGAGAGCAGAUGUAUCCUCUACCUUAUCUUCAUAAAAUCUGCUCUCCGAAUAGUUGGAUACUACGUUUAUUCUCAAGAUAAGCUCUUGAUCCUUCUGACGCCCGAUUGGUGCGGGUGGCGUAUCGCAGCUUGUGAUUGGUUAUAAAUUACUUUCUAACCAAUGACAAGCUGUGACGAUACGACACACCCAUCGAUCACGUGUCUCAAACUGUGACCUUGAGCAUAUCUUGGAAAUGAACGCAGCAUAGUAUGUUCAUAUUAUAUAAAAGACGCUCUUACACAAUAGUUUUUUAUUUCAAUUGAUUUUAAACAAGCAUUAUUAAUUUUUUAGAUAAUAUGUAACAGAAAAAUCUAAAAAUAAAUGUAUAACAAUAAAAUAACAUAUUUGAUUUGAAGCGUUUUGUAUUUUUAACAACGCUAUAUUUUGUAAAUACAUAACAUAAAAAACAAAACUUUUGAAUAAAAAUUUUUAUUGCAAUAUAGUGUGUAGCACUGUACCCUGGUAAACGUUUAUUAGACAAAAUUAGGGUAACUUAAGAUAACCAUUUUUAUACUAGUCUGAAAAAUUGUGAAACAAAAGCCUUCUGUGUUUUGUAUUACAAAAGAGAAGAGUGCAAAAAGAGUAAAUUAACAAUAUGUAAGAAUUUCUUGCUCACUUUAUGUUUUCUUAAUAUCAGGGCGAGGUAGUGUAUAUUUUUGAAUCUAAAUUAUUUACUUUAAGGUGCUACUACUAUACCCAGUCAAAACGUAUUUCCAUUAUGUCCCCCUUAAUUAUCACUUGAUAGUACAAAAAAAAUUUGUAUGAAAAGAGGGUAUGUAAAAUAAACUGUUGAAAACAAAGAUGUUAUUCGAAUUCACAAGAUUCACAAAACUCCAUUUAUCGCGGUGUGCAAGUACUUGGAAGUGAUACGUGAAACGAUCGUGUGCGAAUAGCGGAGAAAUAUUGCAACUUUCUUAAAUAAUUCAUAUUGUCAAUUGAAAUGGUCAAAUUGACGUACAUUUCAUAUCUACUGUCAUUGAAGAAGAAAAAUUAUAUGUUGCUCCACAAUAUUGAUAUGAUAUGCAAUUAUUAUAUAAAGGUAAAUUUAAUUAAUUGUAUUUUGCUUGCAGUACUGCAUUUUAAUAACUAAUUUUAUUUACUACAUACAAUUGUUUACGUUUUAAUGACAUAACCUGAAUCUUAUUUUUUCUUCUUAUUAUUUUUUUUUGGGCUAUGGCCUUGACAAUUAUCCAGUAACCAGGACUAAUAUAAUUUGCCAAUAUAAUUAAAAGUGCGAAUAAAGUUGCAGAGCGUAGAAAUAGGUGUCGCUUUGCCGAACUUGCACGGUCCCAAUAUCCCAUACGUUAUAGAAUGAUAUAGCAAUUGGGACCGUGCAAGUUCGGAAGAGCGACACCUGGUUUUAUAGCUCAGCAACAUUUUUAGCACUUUUAAUUAUAUUGGCCAAUUAUUAGUCCUGGUUACUGGAUAAUUGUCAAGGCCAUAGUCCAAAAAAAAUAAUAAGAAGAAAAAGUAAGAUUCAGGUUAUGUUAUUAAAACGUAAACAUUGCAGGAGUAGUAAAUAAAAUUAAUUAUUAAAAUGCAGUACUACAAGCAAAAUACAAUUGAAGACCUUGGGACCAGAAGGGGACAAGCCACAAUUUAGUCAAAAAUGAGUUGUAGAAAUCGCACACUUUAAGAUCAUAUUAAUGUCCCAAACAGAAAAUUUCAGCUGUUUUCUCAUAGAUGACGCCGCUGUAGUAAGUCCCGUUGUGUCACCAUAACUUUAUAUUGCAACAGAAGGAGACAAGCCACAGUAGUAAUCAACAUGGCGGCGGAACAUUACCGUGCAUGUAAACGGAAAAUAGACUUUUCUGAGUUUGAUUCUGAACACAGUGACCAAGAUCCGUUUUGAAAUAAAAGCGAAGAUGACAAAGACUAUACAGUAUCCGGAAGUAGCAGCGAUUCGGAAACUAUAAACUCAGGAACAGUAAGUUUAUUAAAUUUGUGGCUUAUCCCCUUAUGUUAUAUUUUUCGAACCUAAAAAUAUUAUGAUUGUUCUAAAGGUUUUUUGUGGCUUAUCUCCUUUUAGUAAAAUACCUACUUUAAUGUAGGAAAAUGAAUAGGUUUAUACCCUUCUCGAGGUCUCUUGCCAAUUUAAUAAAAGAAUUAAGCGCAAGGCUAAAAGCAAUGUAUGUUACGAAUAUAUAAAUACAAAAAGGAAGAAAAUAGAACCGAAAAAAUUAGAUGCACCUUGCGGUGGCACAACAUAAUGUAGGCAGAAAUUGGUGCUUGUCAAUAGAUUCUACCAGAUACUGAAAAUAAUGAACCACUGGAAGAUAUUGAACAUUUAUACGACUUUUUAGAUAUUGAAAAUAUUAACAACUAAAUUAUUUUAUUGUUGAUUUUAUGUCCAUUUUUUAGAAUAUAACUUUUUAUACAAAAGGGGAUAAGCCUCAUAUUUUUUCAAAAAAUGUUCAAAAACCGUUAAAUAAACAUUUGUGUUAUUUUUAUUGUGUAUUUAAUAACAUAUUUCCAAAUGAUUGAGGACCUUGCUUCCGAGAAAAAUGUAAAAAUUGGAUUUCAAGAUUUGAAAAUAAGUUUAAAAUGAUGUUUUCUCCAAAAUAUGGCAUGUCCCCUUCUGGUCCCAAGGUCUUCAAUUAAUUAAAUUCGCUUUAAUAAUUCCUUAUCAUAUCAAUAUUGUCGACCAACAUAUAAUAUUUACAAUUACGUAUUUUUUAUGGGAAAUAAGCCACAAUUUUACUAAAAAAUGAAUUUAUUAACGUUUCGAAGCCCAAAUCGGGUUUCGUUGUCAAAAUACAAAAUACUAUUAAAAUAAAACAAACAUGUUGUUGCUAAGUAAAAAAAUUCUUCUAAUAAUUUAUUUAAUCUGACUCAUUUAUAUUGGUAAUUCAGACGUAUAUUAUACAUUUUAAAGUAGAAGACUUUAAAAUGAUAUCGCCAAUAUUUAUGAGUUGCGUUCCUGGGACGACUUUACUAAAAGAUAGUUCAUUCGAUUACAUGAAAUCAAUCCCAACUCAAGAAUAUCCGUCGCAAAAAAAUCAUAGCAUGUGAUCUGUCUUUAAAAAGACAACCAAAUGCAACGAUGACAGUAAAAUUCUCGCGUUAGAGAUUCCAUAGUAAAUCACGAGGGAAAACCAGGAAAAAACCUCGUGAUACUAUCCCGACAUCGUAAGUAUUUGGUCUUACAUUUAAUCUACCUUCAAAAAACUAAUACCAAAUUCUGACUUUAAUAUGUUUAAAUUAUAAAUAAUAUUAAUAUUACAUAGAUAUACAAUAAGUAAUACUAAAAUAUAAAAUUUGUAAUAACUCAAUAUGUUAUUGACUUACUAAUCGUGGUAUUUUCUUUCUAUUGACUUCCUCUUUCAGUAUGGGUAACCACAUCCUACUGCAUUCUACCGAGGAAUUUGCGACACAAUUGGUUUCAUUUAGCAUAAUUAGAGCCGCUUCUUUGAUUUUUCUCUUUUUACUAUCUGAUUCUUUCAGGACUAUACUUGAAUGAAACCAAUUGUGUCGCAAAUUCCUCGGUAGAAUGCAGUAGGAUGUGGUUACCCAUACUGAAAGAGGAAGUCAAUAGAAAGAAAAUACUACGAUUAGUAAGUCAAUAACAUAUCGAGUUAGUACAAAUUUUAUAUUUUAGUAUUACUUAUUGUAUAUCUAUGUAAUAUUAAUAUUAUUUAUAAUUUAAACAUAUUAAAGUCAGAAUUUGGUAUUAGUUUUUUGAAGGUAGAUUAAAUGUAAGACCAAAUACUUACGAUGUCGGGAUAGUAUCACGAGGUUUUUUCCUGGUUUUCCCUCGUGAUUUACUAUUGAAUCUCUAACGCGAGAAUUUUACUGUCAUCGUUGCAUUUGGUUGUCUUUUUAAAGACAGAUCACAUGCUAUGAUUUUUUUGCGACGGAUAUUCUUGAGUUGGGAUUGAUUUCAUGUAAUCGAAUGAACUAUCUUUUAGUAAAGUCGUCCCAGGAACGCAACUCAUAAAUAUUGGCGAUAUCAUUUUAAAGUCUUCUACUUUAAAAUGUAUAAUAUACGUCUGAAUUGCCAAUAUAAAUGAGUCAGAUUAAAUAAAUUAUUAGAAGAAUUUUUUUACUUAGCAACAUGUUUGUUUUAUUUUAAUAGUAUUUUGUAUUUUGACAACGAAACCCGAUUUGGGCUUCGAAACGUUAAUAAAUUUAUUUUUUAGUAAAAUUGUGGCUUAUUUCCCAUAAAAAAUACGUAAUUAUAAAAAUGCCACAAGGAAAUAGCUUCAGAACAACAUAAUAUUUACAAUUUCUAACACAGCAUUUGCGAAAUCCCAUUUUCUUAAAUGACAGAAAUAUACCUCAAUUUGAUAAUAUGAAAUAUUUAAGAAAUAUGUUAGAAAGCUGCAAGGUUUCUCCGCGACUCGCGCCCGAUCGUUUCUCGUAUCCCCUCCAAGUACUUGCACACAGCGAAUAGUGGAUACUUCGUAAAUAUAACUCAUAUUUUAUUUUUUGUUGCAUUUUGCGGUUCCACUCAACUACAAAGAACAGAGAAGGGAGAUAUAAGAAAAAAUUUUGAGACACCUGGUAUAGUAGCCCCUUAACAAAGUAAUUUAAAAAUUAUAAAGUUGAAAUGUUUUAAUUGAUUUUUUAAUAUAAUUUUAGAUAAAAUUUGUAUUUUGAUGUGGACUUACCAAAAUCCUUUUAUGUUAAUGUUACGAUCUCUGAAUGAUAUGUGUAUCAAAAAUGAGAAAAAUCCUAUAUAAAAGUCUAUAAAAUAAUAAAAGAUUAGUGCAAUUCCUUAUAAUCCUAGUUCCUUGUUCCACGUAAAACAAUAAUUAAAUAAAAUGUAAAGUUUCUAUACCCUGAGCCGAAAUUAUCAAUUAUUUGUCUUCCAGGUUUAAACUGUAUAUAUUAAUUGAACUAUCAGUUUGUUGACCAAUCUCUACAUUUCGAGAAUUAUAUGCAGCUCCUUCAAGAGGAAUUGUUUUUCAUUGUAAGUAAAUGACUCAAAGUAAGCAGAGUUAAAGCGUGAAUCCGCUGAAGCCAUUCUGCAACGGCCUUAGGGUAAAAAAAAGAGAAGCGGCGAGUUUAACUGCGCGUUUUUUCGAUCAAAGAUGCCAGCGGCCCUUCACCUGCGUAUAGUGGAGCAGUGAACUAAUAUAGGUGGGAAUUGUAAGUUGGUAAACGACAUAGAAAAAAUUAAAUUUCUACAAAAUCUCAAACCGUUUAGGAGUUAUGAAAAGUCUAAACUGACAGGGCCGGCCUGCGUGCUGUGAAAAAUCGUAACAUUGCCCCCUCCUUAAGAGAUGGUUCCUCCUGGAAGCUUGUCGGGACUCGAAUUGGAUGCUGGUAUCGACAACUGGAUCCUCUUUUACAACUCUGUAUGUCAAGGGACGGUUUUGGCUCCUCACAAGUAACCAUAGUAACCGUGCGGAUUGCAACAGACUAGUACCUGGAAUUCGGUGUCGUUAAAGACUUCUUUCACUAUAUUUCGGAAAACCCUCCCAUCCAAUGGCUGAUUUAAUGAAUCGCAGUUAGACUCUUGACUGGCCGUUCCACUGUUUUUACCCUCCAUUGGCGUGGUUCUUCAGCAGUGGGGAUUGACAUUACCCCGUCAAGUCUCUGUUAGGCCGUUUUGCUGAACAGUGUGCUUGGUUGACUUUUAGAUACGAUAUAACGAGCAGCCUUAAUAAUUGAAACAAAAAUUUUUGUCAGAAAAAUACGUUUAUUAUCACUAAAAAGGUUAGUAUUAAAUCUUAUCCGGUAUAUACUUUCUUGAUAGCGAAGAAAUUAACAAAAGAUAUUUAACAAACUAAGUUAUCAAUCGAAGUAGCGCAGAAAACGACAAUAAAUAUCGCCUCCGUACCACCAGAUUGACACAGGUGGAAUACUUUCUUUGGUUACACCUCCUUAGAUUUUCAAAAUUUAUAAAUCAUACAGGGUGCCGAGGAAAUUAAGAUGAGAGAAUUUUAAAUAAUUCACAACUCAUCUACUCAGCGUGGUGAAGCUCCAACAAGAAAGAUUCCUUAAUACUCAAACAAAAGAGUAAACGAAUUAAAAAUGUAUAAACAUUCUCAAUUUCUUUGCAAAACGAAAAUGCAGCAGCUGCAUAAUACUCUGGUUAAAGCGGAGAGUGCAGGAAGAGUCUAUACCAGUUUCGGAGAUCUUUUUCCCCUCAUCAGUAAACCCAUAUCCUCUUCUCUCCGCUUUAACCAUUUACCAUAGCUUGGGCCUUCCCGAAUUGCAAAUUCGGGCCAUCUACCGAAAAACAAACUAAGUUAUCAAUCGAAGUAGCGCAGAAAACGACAAUAAAUAUCGCCUCCGUACCACCAGAUUGACAACAGGUGGAAUACUUUCUUUGGUUACACCUCCUGAGAUUUUCAAAAUCAUCUUAAUUUCCUCGGCAACCUGUAUGAUUUAUAAAUUUAUAAAAUAAAAUGAACUUCCAAAAUAAGAUAAAAAUAAAACGUAUCAUUCUUUAUGGAGUAAAGUUUAGUUAAUUUCAAUUAUAUUGUGGAUCAAAUAAGAAUAAGGUUAUUUUGAUGACACUUUUUAUAAAUUUGUAUAAUGACAAAACUGCUUCGAUACCGAUUUCCAAAUAACAUUUAGUAGAAAAACAACGAGCCAUGACGAAACAACAUGUGGAUCUGAGAGAUGGUGAUUUCUUAAUUCCUACUGGAAACUGAUAGAAAACGAAAAAAUAUAUAAACAAAGAUACUGGGAAACGAGCCCAGAAGAGAGAACAUUUGAGGAGAUUUAUGAUAGUAAGCAGUAUUUACAAAACCUGUGGUCGACAGUGAAAGAGACAAGGUUAACCCAUUCGCUGCCAAUCACGCGCCAGCGCGUGAUAUGGCUACCACAGUCAGGUGUAGUUCACGCGAUAACGAGUGAUCUGGUUACUUCAGUUAGGUGCCCGUUCAACAAAACGGCUCCUAUCUGAGUUCCAUCCUCUUCGAUAGGUAGCGAAUGUAUAAUGGUAAGGAUGAUAAUCCCAGAUAUUGAACACAAUAACAAGACCAGUUAUUUGUCCUGGUUUAUUAAUCCAGUGAGUUUUAUUAACUCUAUUCCCAGUUGCUUAAUUUCCUGUCUUGAAUGUAGCUUUACAUUAGCCUUUAAUAAGUUCAAAGAACUUUUGAUGAUUUCAAAAUCAAGUUCCUUAAUGAAAAAAUAUCCUUAUCAGUCCCAUUAUUAACAUAAUGUCCUUAUUCUUUAAUUAAACUUUAAAUAAAUAUAAAAAAUUAAAAAAAUUUGAGCAACAUAUUUUGUCUUUUCUUUCGCUCUCCACAUUGAUAGGUAUAUUAAAAUACAAUAAAUUUUAAAUUUACUAUUUAAGGAACUUUGUUGUUAGAAAAUUACCUCACAGCUACCUAAAAUAAUACGUGUACAAUUUUUUGCGCGUAUAUAUACAUUAUACGAACUCUUUUCACCAAUAUUUGCAAAAUUUUAAUCUAUAAAUAUACACCUUGCUCAAAUCAAUCAAGCCCUGUAUCUUUUGUGUUUUACGAAUUUUCAUUUAGUGAUGUAACAAUACAACAAAUAUAUCAGUGGUAUUAGUUUAUAGUAUUUUAUGACAGGAUAAGUCAAAAAACCUGUGUAUUAUUGUUAACUUUGUUUUGUCUAAUUGUGGAUUUUGCUAUGAUUUUUAAACAUACAUGUGUUUCAAUGGUUGCACUGUAAUUAAGGGUUUUAUAAACGGUUUGGAUCAAUUGGUAUGGGAAAGAAGACGAUUGUUGUGUGUAUUUUCAAUCGUAAUCGUAUUGGUUUUAGAUCAGCAAGUGUUUCACUCAUCACCAAAAGAUAUCAAAGAACAGAAUAACGUACAGUAUAAUGAUUAUCAAUAAUGUUUUUCAUACUACUUUACUUUUUCUAGUCUGGAUCCGACUACAGUUUUUUUGCCCAGUAUCUACGUCUACACUCUUUGUAUUUGCGAGCCAUAAAUCAUCGAGGGUGCACUGUGAUGGGCAAAGUCCGCUUUUUCCGUUUUUCUGGCGGCGUCUCAUUGUAAUUUUUGGAAGUCUUUUAUCUCCCAUUCGUUGAACGUGUCCAUACCAAGUGAGUUGGUUCCGUUAUACCUCUUCCACUAUUGUUUUCUGCUUACCUACUUUUUCUAUGAUUUUUUUCGUUUCGACCAUGGUCACACUUCGAUAUUCUGGCAGCUCUUCUAAAAAGAUCCAUUUCGGUAGUAAGCAGCUUAUUUUCGGAUUUUUUUGUCAUUUGCCACGCUUCGGAGCCAAACGUUAAAAUUGAUUUCAGAAUAGCGUCGUACAUCCUCAUUUUUGUAUUUAAGGUUAUGUUAUGUUGCCACAAGACAGGGUUUAGGGCUCUAGUAACCUUUCUAGCCUUCGUCACUCUUAUCAUCUAUACUGGGUUCCGUUCUUCCACUAUUUGUUAACUUCAUCCCUAGAUCUUUGUAAGAACAUACCUCUUCUAAUUGCUCAUUA